AGCAACAGUAUCAACUGCAGUACCACCAGCAACAAUAUCUGCAGGACCAUCAGAUAUAUUAUAAAAUAGUAUUUAAAAUCAGUUGUCAGCCACAUGUGGUCUAUAUGAUGCAACAUGUUUGCAAUUGUUGGCAUGUCAUUUAAAAAUAUGUAACUAAUUUUGCUUUUCAAUAUUACCAUUAAUAUGACUUUUAAAAUAAUAAAAUUUUUUAUUUGUUUCAAAAAAUACUGUUUUAUUACUUUCAAUAUAGUAUGUUAUUACAAGAUACUUCUGGCUUUUUCUCUGUUUCAAACCAGUUUAGUUAUAUCUUUUGUUCACAAAUUUUAUUAGACGCUAUACACAUAGUUUCAUAGGUUUAAACUGAUAAAUAGCACUUUAUUGUUUUUGUUCAUUUUAGAUUAGUAUAGCAAAAAAUUAUUAAGAUAAAGUUUUAUCAAACAUAAAUAAUUUCUUAAUUAUGUCAAGUAACUUAAGAGCUGAAAAUAGAAGAAAUCGUCGAAAUGAAAGAAAUGAGGCCAGACGAGAAGAAAUUAAUCGUUGCCAAAAUGAGAGAAAUGAGGCUAGGCGAGAAGAAAUUAAUCGUCGCCAAAAUGAAAGGAAUGAGGCUAGACGUGAAGAAGUUAAUCGUCGCCAAAAUGAAAGGAAUGAGGCUAGACGUGAAGAAGUUAAUUGUCGCCAAAAUGAAAGGAAUGAGGCUAGACGUGAAGAAGUUAAUCGUCGCCAAAAUGAAAGAAAUGAGGCUCGACGAGUAUUAUUUAGGCGUGGAAUCCAUUGCAUAGCAAGAAAUAAUGUUUUUAUAGAGAGUAAUUACCUAGGAGAAAUGAACCAUAAUUGUCAGUAUUGUGGUGCUAAAAAAUUUUUAAAUGAAACACAUUUUUUGUGCUGCCAUUCAGGAAAGGUUGUCUUACCUCCACUUUCACCUUAUCCACCGCUGAUGGUUGAUUUAAUGACAGGCAACCAUGUUUAUCGUGCUUUGAAUCAAAAUUUUUUCAAGCAUAUACGAAAUUAUAAUGCCUGUCUAUCUUUUGCUUUAUUCAUAGCCACAAUAUAUCCUCCGUCAAAUCGUGGUCCACCCUGUUUUAGAAUUAGUGUGCAAAUUAUGCAUCGUAUUGGUAAUCUAAGACAUCAGCAAGGGAUCCACCUGCUUAUUGUCAAUUAUAUGUUUAUGAUCCUAAUACUGCUUUAA
Hydra vulgaris (swiftwater hydra) is the source of this 1186-nucleotide messenger RNA. The record is from RefSeq and is a predicted model, not a curated record. NCBI's taxonomy places the organism in Eukaryota, Metazoa, Cnidaria, Hydrozoa, Anthoathecata, Hydridae.